Messenger RNA from Cucurbita pepo subsp. pepo (vegetable marrow), 691 nucleotides. NCBI's taxonomy places the organism in Eukaryota, Viridiplantae, Streptophyta, Magnoliopsida, Cucurbitales, Cucurbitaceae. The record is from RefSeq and is a predicted model, not a curated record.
AAAAGAAAAAACCGCGCAAGCCAGUGAAUUCUACGAACUGCAGUACUGCUUUGUCGUCGUUAGAGUGACAAUUUCUUCUUCUAGGGUUUUAGGAACCAAUCUCAGAAGCCUACCUCAACAUGGCUCCCGAUGCUUCAGACGCUCUCGCAGUGAGGCAGAUAGUUCAACAAUUUCUCAACGCCUCUCGUACGGGAAACAUUGAUCUCAUGAAGAAUUUGGCUGCUAGGCUUGAUGAUGGGAAGGGAUUGUCGGGAACUGUGGCUGACAUUAAGGAUGCUAAUAAGCGAGGAGCACUUCAUUUCGCGGCAAGAGAAGGAAAGACUGAGGUCUGCAAGUAUCUGCUAGAGGAAUUGAAGCUCGACGUUGAUACAAGAGAUGAAGAUGGUGAAACGCCACUUAUUCAUGCUGCUCGACAAGGACAUACUGAUACUGCAAGAUACCUAAUUGAGAGUGGUGCUAAUCCUGCUAUAGCAAGUGACUUGGGGGCCACAGCUCUUCAUCAUUCUGCAGGCAUUGGUAAAUUCAUCUUUUAAUCCUUCUUCUUUCUUCUCACGCCCCUACGUGUAGUGGGUUAUAGGAUUCUGUUGCAAGCAUUUUGAUUUGAGUAAGCAGUGGUUCCUAAAUAGAAAAAAGUAUUUGAGUAACAAUAGAGUGUAUUUCUGGAACCUAGUCCUGUCAUUUUACAUCUAAU